AUGUUUCUGCUUGUGGCUGUUCCAGAAGUCCUUCUGCUUUUGGGCUGGGUGUGCAGAUCAGAAGGCCUUUGCCCACCCACCACAUUUUACAAAAACUGUUGGAUCCGACGGUUCCCAGGCCUUUCAAUUGACCUGGAGCACUCGCAGAAGCAAGGGGCCCACAUCCUCAACACUUAUGCUGCGUCCACCGCAGGACAGUGCAGCCGAGCCUGCUGCGUCCAUAAGGAUGUUUCCUGUAACUUGGCUGUUUUCUACUACAAAACCGAUAUCCAGGAUAUGAACUGCAUUCACAUGUAUUGCCCAGUGCUGGAAAGCUGCAUAGUGAAACCUACAGGCAGCGUGGUCCUCUACAAUAUUACCCCAGGGGUUGAUCCUGAUCUUCUUGUUUUUGAGAAGCUCUUGUCCAAAGAUAUAAACACCAGGUCUUCUUUUAAUAAGUGGGAGAGGCAUGGCGGGGCACGGGUUGCUGACCUAGAACCAUACCAGGAUGAACUCUCCUCCCCAAGAUUCCUUCUCCUGGAGGCCUCCCCUCCCACAAGGGCCCCAAAGCCAGCGGUGGACAGGAGUACCAGGAGCUCAGCAGCAGAUGCUUCCAACAGGAACUCACCCGUCACGUUUCUGGCGUUGGCUUCAGCGACGGACCAUUCUGUGAAAGCAGUACAGGUUCUCCCAGAGAGGAACAGCACCACUUCCAACAAUGCCAGGUCAUCUCCUGUCUCUGUACUUGCACCCAUCCAGGUGGCAUCACUAUCACCUGGCACGGUCCGUCCAAAUAACAGCAAACACUCGAACGAAACCAAAGUCUAUGGUGGAGGGAACAACAGUUCCAAUGAUGACGGCCAGCAGCCCACGCAGGAGACUCAAGCCGCUGCCUUUGUUUGA
Candoia aspera is the source of this 882-nucleotide messenger RNA. It is a transcript of the gene MANSC4, whose product is annotated as MANSC domain containing 4. Gene Ontology annotation, cellular component: plasma membrane. Gene Ontology annotation, biological process: extracellular matrix organization; epidermis development; epithelium development. The record is from RefSeq and is a predicted model, not a curated record. Bases 1 to 882 code for a protein of 293 amino acids. Gene Ontology annotation, molecular function: serine-type endopeptidase inhibitor activity. The transcript has 4 exons. Lineage: Eukaryota; Metazoa; Chordata; Lepidosauria; Squamata; Candoiidae.